This is a messenger RNA of Meloidogyne enterolobii, 445 nucleotides long. NCBI's taxonomy places the organism in Eukaryota, Metazoa, Nematoda, Chromadorea, Rhabditida, Meloidogynidae. The record is from the annotation of a GenBank genome assembly.
AAAAUCAGAAUUCAUGGCAGUCUACCCAAUAAAUUCUUUGUUAUUUCUCGUUUUUGUUCUGUUAUUUAUAUCAACACCCUUUUGUGAUUGCUUCCGUACACAAUCCGCAGGCGUAAGGGGAACUUUAAUGUGUGGAGAGAAACCGUUAGCAGAUACAAAGAUAAAAUUGUAUGACCAUGAUAGAGAUUUAAUGGCAACGACCAAAACAGAUGCACGGGGUAGAUUUCAAUUAAGUGGAAAAACAACAGAAUUAACUACAAUUGAUGUACAGUUGAGGAUUUUUCAUGACUGCGAUGACGGAAUAAUGCCCUGUCAACGAAAAGUAACUUUUAACAUUCCCGACUCUUUUGUUACCAACGGAGCUGUACCUUCCAAAUUUUUUAAUAUUGGAACUAUUAAUAUGCAAAUUGUUUUUGAAAAUGAAGCUAGAUCUUGUAUUAAUUAA